GUCAACACUGAUCGACAGUGCUGUUUUCAUUUUGCUACAUUGCUGCCAUGCUGCAAAGUAUUUCAAGACGAAUGUCACGUUAUAUGGUAAUGUCUGAUUAAUUUAGGUUAAUUUAAACAUAAACAAAAAUUUGGUGAAAGAUUUAUUUAACAUAUAAAUUAUACGAUGUCAGCAACUAAGAAGUUAUUGUCUAAAAAACAAAAACUCAAACAAAUGAGUAAAAUGCAAAUACAGCUAAGCAUAAUCAAGAAAAAACAAUGUGAUGCAAAGGCUCUUGCAAUAGUGGAACAGCUCUUAGAACCAAAUGUGAGCAUUGACUGGCUUCUCCAAAAUUUAGGAUUUAUUAGUAAGAGUCACAUGGAAGAUGUAAUAGAGGAAAGAGCAAUAGUAAAGCUAUGUGGUUAUGUUCUGUGUUCAAAACCAUUGACUGUUAUUAUUCAACAACAAUAUCACAUAUCUACACGUAAAAACAAGGUAUAUGAUGUCAGCAAACGGAAAAACUUUUGCAGUUCAUCAUGUUAUGGAGCAGCCAAUUACCUUCUUGAACAAAUGUUGGAGAGUCCAUUGUGGUUGAGAGAGAAAGAUGAUAUACCAGUUUUUCAAAUUUUGCCUAUAAAUCUGAGGUCUACACAAAUCAUACCUGGAGAUGAAAUUGAUGUUUCUGGAAUAAAUCUUGUACAAAAUAAAAAUGCUGAUGGUAUUGAGGACAAUAAAGAAUCUGUAGAACAUAGCACAGCCAAAUACAUGAAACAAGAUAUAUCAAAUUCUAAGGAAAAGGAUAUACACAAUGAUACAAUUACAAAAAACAAUGUAGAAUUGGAAGAGAUUUCUAUAAAUAUUGACUCAGAUAGAUUGUUCAACAAUAAAACGCAUUCAUCAGAACAAUCUGAGAAAGAAGAAAAUAAAACCUGUGAUAAUCAAGAAUCCAUUAAUCAUAAAAAUAGUGAUAAUAUUCAGAAAAUAAAUGCAAAUUUAAAGAAUUUAGAAAUAGAAGAUCAAUCUAAAGGUAUUCUAUAUGAAGAUAAUACAGAUGCAAAGAAUAAAAAUACAAAUGCAAGUAUCAUGUGCAACAUUGAAAACAGUAAAAUGUUGCAGUCCCGUUCGGAUAAAUUAGAAAACAAUCAAAAUAAUAGUAGUAAAUUAUUACAGUCUCAGUUUAAUAAAAUAACAGAUGAUCAAAAUACUGAUAAAAAGUCACAAUUAGAAGGAAUAAAUAACGAAAAUAAAAAUAAAAAAUUAGAUAAUAUUGAAGGAGUAACACAACCCCAGUUAGAUGAGAUGUGUAGUAGUAAUGCUACUUCUUCUGUAUCUGGUAAAAAAAUUGGAAAAAAGAGAGAUGCAAAUAGAAGUAUUAAAAAUAAGUGUCUGACACAGAAAGAAUCUGACAAUGCAGAAAUGCAAGCUAAUAUCUACCAUAAAGUUGCAAUGCGUAUUGAACAGAGUGUUAAAGAAUGGAUUACAGAAAAUACACUUUGUCUUUUAUUGGGUGAGGAGGAUGAAAAGUAUCAAUUAUUAGAGAGUCUUACGCGGCAUGACAGGUAUCAACAGUUGUGUAAAAAAUUAAAUAGAUUGCAAUUAGAAGAUGAAAAGGAGGAUCGUGUCAAUUUGGAGAAAAAUGUACUCAAACCUUUGCCUCAUUUUUCUGUGAUCCAAGAAGAAGCCAAGAAAAUAGAAUUAAAGGUGCGUGCAUUUUACGAAGGACAAGUAACAAUUACACCAUCUGAGGAUAGUAACAAAGAUUCAGAAAAUAAAGAUGAUAGUGAUCUUAUAUUACCAUUGACAGAUUCUCAUGCGCCUAAUGCACUUCGUCGUCGAAUCUUCUUGGACAAGGUUAAUAAAAUAUUGCCAGAUUUGCUGCGAGCUUUAACAGCUGAUACGAGUGCUUCUUUAAUAGCGCAGUGUACUUAUAAUAACGAGAGGUAUUCGUUAACCAAAAUCUUGAUUAGCACUUUUAAUUUGACUGCUGCAAACAUUGUUUUCAAGACUGCCGAAUGGACACUCGUAGGACUCAUUAUUAUUAAAAUGUUAAGCUUAAUCGACACACAAUUGCAAUCAUUGCUUCGCUCUAAACAAGCUACAAUGUACACAUCAAUGAUUCUCAUGUCAUACAAAUUGGACUCCAAUUAUUUAGACAGACUUAUAAUGGAAGUAACAAACAAUAUGGAUGCAUGUGAUGUAAAUAAUAAAUAAUAUUAAAAUUGUUCAGCGCAAUUUUAUAAAUAUAUAUAAAUUAUUUG
This is a messenger RNA of Linepithema humile (Argentine ant), 2237 nucleotides long. Its product is annotated as putative RNA polymerase II subunit B1 CTD phosphatase RPAP2. Gene Ontology annotation, molecular function: RNA polymerase core enzyme binding; RNA polymerase II CTD heptapeptide repeat phosphatase activity. Gene Ontology annotation, cellular component: nucleus; cytoplasm. NCBI's taxonomy places the organism in Eukaryota, Metazoa, Arthropoda, Insecta, Hymenoptera, Formicidae. The record is from RefSeq and is a predicted model, not a curated record.